Messenger RNA from Lactuca virosa, 495 nucleotides. The record is from the annotation of a GenBank genome assembly. NCBI's taxonomy places the organism in Eukaryota, Viridiplantae, Streptophyta, Magnoliopsida, Asterales, Asteraceae.
AUGUUUCUAUUGUUGAAUGAUGCUUUUGCGGAUGAUAAACCUGCUACAUCAAAAACACUUUACAGAUGUAGUUUUACUCCUCGUUCAGGGUAUUAUGCUUUUGAUGGUUACAGUACUUGCCGUUUUAAACACGUGACUGAGCAUCCGGAUGUUAAGUGUCCAAGUUGUCGUCAUUUGAUGAAUGUCCCUUUGAAGUCCGUUAGCCCGACUGAUAAGGAUAAUGCCGUGGUGAAGGAAGCCGUAGGGGAAAAGAGGAAACUGAUCACAGGAGGGUAUGUAAAAAAUGUGGUGACUUAUAUGGUUAUGGAUAACUUGGUGGUGAAGCCCAUAUCCACCAUUUCAAGCAUUACUCUCAUCAAUAAAUUUGGUGUGAACGAUUUGAGUCGGCUUGAGGAGAAAACAUUGCCUUUCGGAAAAGAUGAGACAUUGAAGUUGUUGAAGGCAUCUUUGAUGACCGAUCAAGUGCUCACAACUCUACUUCGGCAGGAUGAUUAG